Molecule: messenger RNA, 1608 nt
Organism: Miscanthus lutarioriparius
Lineage: Eukaryota; Viridiplantae; Streptophyta; Magnoliopsida; Poales; Poaceae
Source: the annotation of a GenBank genome assembly
AUGAUGCCGAGGCUAAAAGGUCUCACCUUCCUGCUUCUGCUCCUCCUCCUCGUUCUCUGCUCCGGCGUUCAUCAAUGCGACGCGAGGAGUGGCAAGCGCUGGAGUUGGAGGCGAAGCAGCAGAGCACCGUCCACCUCCGCGCUCAGGAGAAAAGGGAAAGCGAAGAGCAGCAGCAGCAGCUCCCACAAGCAGAACGGCAAAGGGAGUCAGAGUCCACACCAGCCCAGCCCGGCACCUCCUGCUAGCCCGAGCGGAGACCCUGUGAAGGGCAAUGGAAGCCAGGCUCCUCCAGCAAUGCCGGCACCUAGCGGCGGCGGGUAUGGAUACCCACUGCCGCCUCCACCGCCGCUGCAGACCUCACCAGCGGCACCUUCACCACCAGCGGCGCCACCGUCACAAAAUACAGUCUUUAACGUGGUGGAUUUUGGAGCCAAGGGUGAUGGAGUUACUGAUGAUACUCAGGCCUUUCAAGCAGCAUGGGCAGCAGCAUGCAAGGUGGAGGCAUCUACAAUUCUUGUACCAUCUGAACUUCAGUUUGUUGUGGGCCCAAUCUCAUUCUCUGGGCCUUACUGUAAACCAAAUAUUCUAUUCCAGCUAGAUGGAACUAUUUUAGCUCAAACCAGUGCAAGAGCGUGGGGUUCUGGUUUGCUUCAAUGGCUUGAGUUCACAAAGCUAACUGGAAUAGCAAUCCAAGGCAGUGGUGUAAUAAAUGGCAGGGGGCAAGAAUGGUGGACAUAUUCAGAUCCAAAUGACGAUGACAACGACGACGCAUACUAUGUGGAGCUAGACAAGAUGCCACAGAUUAAACCUACGGCACUGAGGUUUUAUGGCAGUUCCAAUGUCACAGUAACUGGGAUAACGAUUGUCAACAGCUCCCAGUGCCAUCUCAAGUUCGAUAGCUGUCAAGGAGUCAUGGUUCACGACUUGACCAUCUCUUCCCCUGAGAAUAGUCCCAAUACUGAUGGAAUACACCUGCAAAACUCCAAAGAAGUCAACAUUCACCACACUAACCUGGCUUGCGGUGAUGACUGUGUUUCCAUACAAACAGGAUGCAGUGAUGUAAACAUACAUAACGUGAACUGUGGACCAGGACAUGGGAUCAGCAUUGGUGGUCUAGGGAGGUACAACACAAAAGCAUGUGUAUCCAACAUCACCGUAAGAGAUGUUAAAAUGUUCAGAACAAUGACGGGUGUCAGAAUCAAGACUUGGCAGGGCGGUUCAGGGCUGGUCCAAGGCAUAAGGUUCUCAAACAUACAGGUUUCAGAAGUGCAGACACCUAUCAUAAUAGAUCAAUUCUACUGCGACAAGACGACGUGCAGGAACCAGACAUCAGCAGUGGCCGUUUCAGGCGUUCAGUACGAGAACAUCAGGGGCACUUUCACGAUCAAGCCUGCCCACUUCGCGUGCAGCGACAGCUCGCCUUGUUCGGAGAUCACUCUCACCGGGAUACAACUCAAGCCACUGCUAGUGCCACAGUACCAUCUCUACAACCCCUUCUGCUGGCAGGCGUUCGGAGAGCUGUACACCCCCACCGUGCCUCCCAUAUCUUGCUUGCAGAUCGGCAAGCCAGCAGGGAACAGCGUGCUGUCUGACGGUGACCUUUGCUGA